Molecule: messenger RNA, 888 nt
Organism: Suillus fuscotomentosus
Lineage: Eukaryota; Fungi; Basidiomycota; Agaricomycetes; Boletales; Suillaceae
Exons: 1
Source: RefSeq, a predicted model, not a curated record
AUGGCCCGCAUCGCUUCGGACCCGGCAUUUGAUAUUCAACCCGAUUUCUCCUCACCCACUUUCGAAGGUCUCAGAGUCCGCUUCAUCGGGGGAACUCAGACAACCCACGAAGAAGUAGCUAACGAGCUGGUCACUGCUUGGCAGCAAGACCGCGACCUCAGAGUGACAGCUUGGAAAAGGCAAGUAGAUGAAGACGCAGAACUGGCAGCUGAUGCAGCCAGAGCCAUGCGGGAACAAGCAGACCACGAACGUCUACGCCUAGAACGCGAAGCAGAAGACGAGCUUCGCGAAGCGGAGAAAAAGAAGCCCAAAAUUAACGACUUUCAGACAGGCACGGCUGUAGGCGACACGCUCACCCCCCGCCCAUCUCAAUAUGCCAUCCAUAAACUGAAAUCGUUCGAAUACGUCGAGUUAUGGUACUUCAGCCCAGAUGGGUGCAAGGUAACCGCAGAUGAUGCCAAAACCAACGCCGAGGACACCUUUGGCCUAGCCAAGGUUGAUGACUUCGUAGCACUCAAGCCAGUCGCAUCCUUCAAAGCAUCUCGCAAAGCUAUUCAGGACCACAACCUCGAGUGGCGCCAGUUUGAUCUCGCCAAGAACAGCUUCCUCCUGCAUAUCAACAAGUUGAAAUGGCCGGAGAAGCAUCAGCGAGCCCUAACCAUGUUCUUCAUGAACAUUGUAGCCCACCCAUAUCGAUCGGAACACUUCGGCGAACAAGCACUGUUGCUCUACGCAGCCCGCGUCCGUCGUGACUGGCAUGACACCUUAGUCCUCAACAACGCCUUCGACAUCAGUAUCUUCAACCUCACCUUACUGAAGAAUAUGAGCGAAGAAGUUUGGAACCGAGCGCGGCACGAAUCUCUCUUAGAGGUCAGUUCAUCUUUAGUC